AUGCUCCCACAGGUCAUAAGGAUUCUAUAUGUCUUGUCUUUUUGCUUUUUUCAAGGAGGCUUUAUCAGACCGGGCUCCUGUAAGGAGGAGAUAAAGUCCUCUAGUAGGACAGUCCCCUCCUCGCAGUCCCCGUCUGACUUCCUGGACAAGCUCAUGGGGAAAAGGUCUGGCUAUGACGCCCGCAUCAGACCCAACUUCAAAGGUCCGCCUGUGAAUGUCACCUGCAAUAUUUUCAUCAACAGCUUUGGGUCCAUCACGGAAACUACUAUGGACUACAGGCUCAAUGUGUUCCUACGGCAAAAGUGGAACGAUCCCCGUUUGGCUUACCAGGAGUACCCAGACGACUCCUUGGACCUGGAUCCUUCCAUGUUGGACUCCAUCUGGAAGCCUGACCUUUUCUUCGCUAACGAGAAGGGGGCUAACUUUCACGAGGUCACCACCGACAACAAACUGCUGCGGAUCUUCCAAGAUGGGAGUGUACUGUAUAGCAUCAGGCUGACUCUCAUCCUGUCCUGCCCUAUGGACUUGAAGAAUUUCCCCAUGGAUAUUCAGACCUGUACCAUGCAGCUUGAAAGCUUUGGGUAUACCAUGAAUGAUCUGAUCUUCGAGUGGUUGGCCGAGAACCCGGUGCAGGUGGCUGAUGAUCUGACGCUCCCACAGUUUGUGCUGAAAGAUGAGCAGGAUCUAGGCUACUGCACCAAGCACUACAACACAGGUAAAUUCACCUGCAUCGAGGUUAAGUUCCACCUGGAGAGACAGAUGGGCUAUUACCUGAUCCAGAUGUACAUCCCCAGCCUGCUCAUUGUCAUCCUGUCCUGGGUCUCCUUCUGGAUCAACAUGGAUGCUGCACCGGCUAGAGUGGGCCUAGGCAUCACCACCGUGCUCACUAUGACCACCCAGAGCUCCGGGUCCCGGGCCUCUCUACCCAAGGUGUCCUACGUGAAGGCCAUUGACAUCUGGAUGGCCGUGUGCUUGCUGUUCGUGUUCGCCGCACUGCUCGAGUACGCAGCAGUCAACUUUGUCUCACGGCAACAUAAGGAGUUCAUCAGACUGAGGAAGAAGCAGCGGCGGCAGAGAAUAGAAGAAGAACUGGCGAGAGACAGCCGUGGGUUUUACUUCCGCGGCUACGGACUGGGUCACUGCCUACAGACCAAGGACGGAACAACUGUGGAGGGGGCAACGGUCUUCACCCCGCCACCCCCAGCGGUGUCCACUGUUUAUGAUGGCGAAGCGGUCCGCAAGCGCUUCGUGGACCGGGCCAAGCGCAUCGACACGAUAUCCAGGGCCGUCUUCCCUCUGAGCUUCCUCUUCUUCAACAUUUUCUACUGGAUCACCUACAAAGUGCUGCGACACGAAGACAUCCAUGCAAACUUGUAA
Messenger RNA from Salvelinus namaycush (lake trout), 1377 nucleotides. RefSeq names its product glycine receptor, alpha 4a (gene glra4a). The coding region runs from base 1 to 1377 and encodes 458 amino acids. The transcript is spliced from 9 exons. Gene Ontology annotation, cellular component: plasma membrane; neuron projection; synapse. NCBI's taxonomy places the organism in Eukaryota, Metazoa, Chordata, Actinopteri, Salmoniformes, Salmonidae. Gene Ontology annotation, molecular function: chloride channel activity; transmitter-gated monoatomic ion channel activity; transmembrane signaling receptor activity. The record is from RefSeq and is a predicted model, not a curated record. Gene Ontology annotation, biological process: regulation of membrane potential; chemical synaptic transmission; chloride transmembrane transport.